This is a messenger RNA of Saprolegnia parasitica CBS 223.65, 804 nucleotides long. RefSeq lists its product as hypothetical. The record is from RefSeq and is a predicted model, not a curated record. The transcript has 2 exons. NCBI's taxonomy places the organism in Eukaryota, Oomycota, Saprolegniomycetes, Saprolegniales, Saprolegniaceae. Bases 1 to 804 code for a protein of 267 amino acids.
AUGUUCACGGUGGUGUGUGAUCACCAACGCGUGAAGGUGCCAGCCGAAGCGGUCGAGAGCAUUAGCCCGGUCAUCGCGAUCCUCCUCUGGGGGUUUGACGUGUUCCUCACGCCGCCAGAGGAAGCCGAGAAACUGAUGAAGCGAGCUUGGCGCACCCACGCCCGUAUUGAAAAGCGCAUCAAGGACCCAGCUGAAGGGUCGCGCGACUUGGCCGUCAUCUUGGCGAAGAUCAUGCCCGACGGCGAGGAAGUGCCGGCAACUAUCGAUCUGGUGUCGCCGGCGACAGGCAAAAAGACACGGGUGUCGGCGCAGCACGCGGUCGACCACCUUUUCUUUUCUGUCGAAGGACGCAAAGCGUCCGAAGAUGGCUCGGUGGGCGACCAGUACUGGGAAGAUCCUCAGUUCGGUGACAUGGUCGACGACGAACUCGAGGAAAGCCCCGAAAGCGUCCAUCCCGGGUCAAGCGACUCGGAGGUCGCAUUGAGCGACGACGACGCUUCGGUGCUGUUCCGGCGGUCGGCCAAGUCUGGCCUAAGCGAAGUCAAGCCCGUCAACACACCUAAGGAGCCGCUCAAGCGACCCCGCGGCGUGUAUUGGGAAAACGGCGGCGAGCGCUCUCACGAGACCACAGGCCCUUGGGGGGUCGAGGUGGGCCCAGCAGUUGACGCGGGAACGGACUCGGCUCUCGCCCACGCGCGCCGCCUCGCCGGUCUUGGCGAAGCCGGCUCGGCCAAGCGCCCGCGAACGGAGUUCAACCCGAAUGCGAUCGAGGUGGGGCUCCACUGUUUGAUCACGAGCGAGUAA